Molecule: messenger RNA, 1257 nt
Organism: Coffea eugenioides
Lineage: Eukaryota; Viridiplantae; Streptophyta; Magnoliopsida; Gentianales; Rubiaceae
Exons: 1
Coding region: 1-1257 (418 amino acids)
Source: RefSeq, a predicted model, not a curated record
AUGCCUCGAUCUUCUCGUACAGGAGAAUUAGAAUUUGAUCCAGAGAUUGAGAAGACUGCAAGAAGGUUGACCAAGGAGGCAAAGUUGCGUAAGCAACAAGAUUCAACGUCACCUUCAGAAUCUAAGCAAGAGUUUGUUUCCAGUGAUUCAUCAAGUGAAUCUGAAAAAGAAGAAGUGCAUAUUCCCCGAGUAGCAAUGGCAGCCCCAAGAACUUUGAGGGAGUUGGCAACUCCUAACGUGAACCAGCAGCCAUUAUGCAUUACAUUUCCUAACACGGAAGAGGCAUUUGAGCUUAAAUCUGGUCUUAUUCACUUACUUCCUACUUUUCGUGGUAUUGCAGGUGAAGACCCACAUAAACACUUGAAGGAAUUUCAUGUGGUGUGCUCCACAAUGAAACCUCAAGGAGUCACUGAGGACCACAUCAAGUUGAGAGCCUUCCCUUUCUCUUUGGCGGAUAAGGCUAAAGAUUGGUUAUUUUACCUGCCGUCUGGAUCCAUCACUACGUGGGAAGAAUUGAAGAGAAGAUUCCGCGAGAAAUUUUUCCCUGCCUCUAGAGCCGCCAAUAUAAGGAAAGAAAUAUGUGGAGUUAGGCAGGCAAAUGGGGAAGUUCUAUAUGAGUACUGGGAGCGCUUUAAACAACUGUGUGCCAGCUGCCCGCAUCAUCAAAUCCCUGAUCAGCUCUUAAUACAAUAUUUCUACGAGGGAUUAUCACCCAUGGAUAGGAGCAUGUUAGAUGCAGCCAGUGGCGGUGCUCUGGUUAACAAGACCACAGACGAAGCCACGUUAUUGAUCUCCACCAUGGCUGAAAAUUCCCAACAAUUUGGAGUGAGAGCUGAGGGAGCAAUAAGAAGGGUCAAUGAAGUGAAUCACUCUGACUUAGAGGGUAAACUAUCUGAGCUUACCUCUCUGGUACGUCAAAUGGCAAGGGGGCAAUUACAAUCUGUGAAGACUUGUGGUAUCUGUGCUACUCCGGGACACAUGACUGACAUGUGUCCAACUCUCCAGGAGGAUUCACCUGAACAAGCCAACAUAGAGGGAGAUUUUUCUGGACCACCUCCACGAAGGAAUGAUCCUUUUGCACCCACUUACAAUCCAGGGUGGCGAAAUCAUCCUAACUUUAGCUAUGCUUCAAAACCCCCUGGCUUUCAACAACAUUUCCAGCCACGGCCACCAGUGCAACAACCAUCCACUCCCAAUUCAAACAUGUCUCUUGAAGAUAUAGUGAAGUCACUGGCCCAAAGCACGAGUCAAUUAUAG